GGGUUAAGGAACUAUACUAAUGUGGGGAGAAGGGAACGACUACCGGUAGCUGUCGUCUUUGCUGGUUGUAUGGCGAUGGCGGCGUCAGUGGGCGGAGGCAUUGCAUUUCUGCAUCCACCGCCGGCUGUAGCAGGAUGCCGCAGCGGGCGCCGCGCUGGAGGAAGGCGACAGGAGGAAAACAACAGGUGGUCGGUCAUAGAGGCGUCGCGCAGGGCGCAUCACGUGCGGCUCAGAAAAGAGCUCUUGGGUCAACAGCCAUGGGCGACGUCUUUGUUGGGAGCUCAACUGCCGUGGAGUGUGUUCGUCUCGCAGUCGUCCGGUGGAAGCUGCGGCGGCAGGAAGGGGAAACUGGAAGAUGAGCGGCCUGGGGAGGAUGAGGGAGAAAUGAGGACGACGAGGAGGAGGAGGAGGAGGAGGGGGAGGGUGAAGAGGAGGGGAAGAGGCGAUAGCGGGGAAGAGAGCAGAGGGUGGCAUGCAGGUUUCCUUUUCCCUCUCCCUCUGUCUCCUGGCGGUCUUAAGGCGGGUGGAAUGGGUCCAAGGGCUAGCAUCUUUAAUAGGAGGGACGGAGAGCGCAAAGCCUUGAAGCGAGACGACGGCAGAAUCCCUCCAGAUUCAGCGGGAGCUGCGGAGGAGGAUCGAGGAGGGAAUGGAGGGUUAGUGACGGCGAGGUCCCGGUGGUCAUCCAACGAGGCUCGUUCGAAGCAACUGAAGAGGACGGCAUGGAUUGCCGCCACAUUGUUGAUGGGUGGUGCUGCUGUCUACGGUCAAUUCAAGGCUUGCAGGUACGUAACUGAACGAGUUCUGCCGCCUUUUACCUCAGCCGUUAGUUCUUAUCUGGGGAGAGAAGUGAGCUUAGGAGGUGUCCAAGCAUUGACUCCGCUGGGAAUCAAGUUGGGCCCAUGUUACGUGGGACCAGAUCGACAGGAGUUCUCAUCAGGAGAGCUUGCCUCCGUAGAGAUUCGGAUCAGUCCCGUGGCGAGCAUUCGGCGGCGCGAGUUGGUAUUAGACGCGGUCAUAUCGAAGCCGCAAGUGCUGGUCUGUCAGAAACGCGACUUCACGUGGUUGGGCAUCCCGCCGGUCCAGGAGAAGAAGUCGUUAAGGACGAGUCAGAUGGAUGGGCCGGGCGUGGACGCGCGCACGCGGGCGCGGAGGCACGCGCGAGAAGAAACCAUGGAAAAACAUAUGAAGCGACGAGAUACGGCAGCGAGACACGCGGCGGAAUACGGCUUCAAAACGAAGGAAACGGUCGUCUCGUCAGUAUCUGGGAAAGGAGGGGAGAGGGGAGCGAAAACUGAACAGGCAGCCAAUGGGGAGGAAGGAUCUGGCGCGGGCGCGCUGGAGGAGGAGGGCGCAGGCGAUGAGGAGGAGGAGGAGGAAGAGGACGACGAGGCCCCGCAUUUCUCCCUUCGUGCGAUUGGUCAAUGGGUGGACGAAAUGACGGAGGUGAUGGUGGAGACUCUGGGGGGGUGGGUUGGGCAAUUUGGUUGGCAGGGGGGGGGAUCAGGGCCUGCGAGCGAUGUUCGCGGGAUGCAAGAGAGAGUUCUGCGGCGGAGUGCGACGGCGGCGCUAGCUCACUUCAGCGGCCGGGGGGACCACAUCGACAUCGGGUCGACCACGGACUGGUUGUCGCUGGACCAAGAAGAGGGAUCAAGAAGGUCUGGGGGGGGAGCAAGAACGGAUGUCGCUGGUGUGGAGCAACAGUCUGUGUCUGUUUCUCCGCUCUUUGACGGUCAAGAUAGGAUACUGGACGUGGAGGGCGCAGAGAAGGAGGAAUCGCCGGCCUUUCUCUCCGGGACUGAAGGAGCGGAGAAGGAGGAGGACAUGGUGAUGGGAGGGAGGAGGAGGGUACCUGCGUCUGGUAGUCGCGGAUGGCUGGAGGAGGGGAAGUGGGGGGAACGGGAGGAGGACUUUCAAGCGGGCGAGAACGAGGAGAACGAGAGGGAGGAGGAGAAAAUAGGUACCACCAGCUAUUUUGAGAGCAUGGGAGGAGAGGAUGGAAGGGAAUCGAACCACGAGGAGGGGAUUGUCGAGCAUCCAGGAGAAGGUCAACCGCUCCCGGCGGUCAGGCAAGUUGUGGGCAAUGCAGCGACAGCGACUGCGGAGGAAGGAACCAGCAGCGUAACUGAUGGUGGAGGUGAUGGCGUGGGAGUUCUGGGAAUCACCUUUGAAGGGAAAGGAAGGGCGGGCGCGAAGAAGAAGAGGGGGAGUCGAUUCGGAGGAAAGCUAGCACGCGGCGAGGGCGGGAGUUUACGGCCUCUGGACUCCGUUUUGCAACAACAACAAAAACCGAAGAUCGCCGCCGCGGUACACCCUCACCCUCACCCUCAGGAGGAGGCGUUGAGGAAAAGCCAGCAGCAGCAACCGACGAAGGCUCCGGUACAUGCGCAGGAAAUGACGAAAAGCCAGCAGCAAACUGCUCCACGUGUGGGUGUGAGCGGCGUCAGCAGCAGUAGGGGAAGAGGAGGGGAAGAGCGGGAGGCGAAGGAUGGAGAUGGAGAAGCUGCAGGAGGAGGAGGAGCGGGAGGAGGAGUGGCGCCAAGAACAUACGAGAAAGGGAAGUUGGGAGAGAAUGGCAUCGUACAUCCUCCGCCUGUGGAGAGGGCUGCUGAAGAAGUAGAGAGGUCGUCGGAGGAUACACCCAUCGGCAUCGUGACCGGCCUGGAAAGCGAGACGGUUGUUCCUGCCGCACAGGAGCUUGGGGAUGGGGAUGACGUUUUGUUGUCAAAGGGAGACGUGCAGGGGGGGGGGAUAAUAGUAGACGAUGAGGGUGGGGUUGGGAGAAAGCAGCAGGAGCAUUCCGACGUGGAGAGCUCAGGGCGAGGAGGAGGAGGAAGGGAGGAAGGAACCAACGAAGGAGGAGAAAGUCCGAUUCUUCUCCCAAUGACGACGACGAGGAGGAGGAGGAUCUAUGGCCGUGCGGAGGGCCGCUCUUCCGCUGCCAUCGAGAGAUGGGUGAGAAGUCAGAAGUGGGCUUCCUCUGCCUCCGAUCAAGCCGCUGCGAUUAGAAAGCGUCUUGACGUGGAGACAAGAUUGGCGAGGUUGGCGCUUCUGAAGUCGGCUGGAGUAAGGAGAGGAGUAGCUAUAGCCGUCCAUGCGAGAGAGACAUGGCAUAGAGCCCUGAAGAGAAUCCAGGAGGAACAGGCAGUAGUAGAUCGUGUGGUGAGAAGUGUUCAGCUUUUGCGCUUGAGGUCCGAGGCAGGAUGGACGGUGGUGAGCAGUUGGAUCGAAAAAGAAUUGUGCGGAGGAGGUGGUACUAGUAGUAGUAGUGGUAGUAGAAAAAUUCCACAGAGGGUAUCGGAGGCGAUUGCAGACUUGGGGAAAUGGUUGAACAGUGUGGGGGAUUCUGCACAGGGCAGAGCCGCCAGAUCGGAAAUGAGGCAGGCAGUGAAAGGAGAGGUUUCAAAGAGAGCAAGGGCUGGAAAGAGGGGAGCGAAGGGAGAUGGGAGGAGGGUGAGGGGUGGUAGGAAAAAGGCGGGAAUUGUCAAGGCAAGCGAAGGCGGAGCGAGAGUGAGCGUUGCGCUUGGAACUAUCUGGAUUCGCGAGGGGGUUCUCAUGCUCUUGGCGUACGGCGACGAUGCACCCAGGCAUUUGGAGCACCUGAGCGGGUCUGUGCGACUGGGUAAGAAUUACCAGAGUGUGCAUGUUGACGUGAAGGGAAUGGCACAGGAAUGGAGGUCUGGAAACGUAAAUGGCGAUGGUGGCAAGGUAACCGUUGGUGUGAACGUGGACAUCAAGAAUUCGAAAUGGAGCUGCAGAGUUAAGGGCACAAACUUGUACGCACCGGUUCUUGAGAGCCUUCUGGAGGUGCCUGUCAAGAUAACAAAUGGGCGGUUGAAUGGCGAGGUGUUCCUACAUAUGGGGCCUGGAGAUGUCUUUCCAACAUUCCGUGGCCGAGUGGAUGUGCGGAAUGGAGACAUGCACAUCUUUGAUGCGCCUUCGCCUUUCACGGGAAUAAAUAUGCAGUUGUAUUUCGAGAAGGAGCGCAUGUACAUGCAUGAGGCUACUGGUCAUUAUGGUGCAGUUCCACUGACGGUUUCCGGUGACAUGGACCUGAAUCCUGAUGGAGGGGAGUACCGAUUGAGCUGCCAGGUAUCAGCUGUCGAGGCAAAUGCAUUGAUGAAGACAUUAAAAGCGAGACCACCACCUUACAGUGUGGCUGGGAUGGUACGUGGAGUGGUGUAUUGUCGCGGGCCCUUGGAUGCUCCUAUAUUUGAGGGAAGUGGAGAGGCAUCUAGUAAGCAUGCCCAUAUGGCAAUAACUGGCGCACCAGUUUCAUAUGCAGUUUCGGCGAUGAGCAAUAAUGAGGGUGCAGUAGCAGCCUACGACCGUCUCCCUUUUGCCAAUGCAUCAGCAAAUUUCACGUUUGAUCUUGAUUCUGCGGCAGCUGACAUAUUCGGCAUUCGGUUGAUUCCACUGGGAGGCGGUGAAAUCACUGGAGCGGGCAAGGCCUGGAUCUGUCCAGAGGCAGAGUUUGAUCCGACAGCCUUGAGUGUGGAUAUGCGUGCACACUCAUUACCAGCAGACUCAAUGCUGCGCCACUACCUUCCUGCAGGAUUUGAAAUGCCUGCUUUCAGCUUCGGUGGAACAACUGCUGAUGUAAAGAUGAGGGGCUCUCUUCUAAUGCCAACAAUCGAUGUGAGGUGGGAUGCACCAGAAGCAAUUGGGUCCCUGGCAGGUGCUGGUGGAGAUGUGAGCAUAUCACGAGAGGCUAUCAUGAUAAAGGCACAGUCAUCCACCUUUGAUCUGAUGGCAAAGAUUCACACAUCGUAUCCGGUUCCCCCAUUGAAUUCCGAGGAAAUGAAAGAGAAAACACUCGGUGAUGCCAUUGCAGCAGCAAAGCCCCAGGUUGAAGGUCUUGACAUGGACUUGCGGCUAAAAGGUUUCGAUUUGCUUGGUCUCUCCCGAAGCAAGUCUUCCCUGCCCCCCCUUCCUGCACCCCAAGGGGUUCUUCUCAAACUUGCUGGAAAGGUGAAAUUCAGUGGGAGAGUUCCCAGAGGUGACGAUGAUGGAGGGGGGGUAAGCGGAACCCGAGCGAAAGAGGUGGAAACAUUUUGGACUGUUCCAACAACAAGUGGGAAGUUAUUAACGAGGGCGGAUGAUGAUGUUAAUCUCAAGGGGCCAUUCGAUGGGGAUGAUGAUGGAGACAGUCUGGACCGGGGUGGUGUGAAAAUUGGCAUCAGAAGGAGGGAAGUGUUCCCAGGGAUGAGUGGCAAAGUGGUCAUAUCUGGCCUUAAGCUGAACCAACUAUCUCUUGGUCCACAGCUUGAUGGUGAAUUGCACGUUUCUUCUUCUGGCUGUAAGAUGACCACAAAAGGUCGCCCUGAUGAGCAGCUGAACGUGGAUUGGUCCAGUGCUGCAUCUCCACCUGUUGCCACAGAUAAAUCAGCUCAAGCUGACAGUUUUGGUUCAGGUUCUCCAGCUACGACCGCUUCGGCAGUGCAGAAGGCAGGGGCCAUGUUUAUGCUACAGAGAGGCCUGCUAAAGACACACUUGAUCAUAAAGCCUGGCAUUCUGAGGCUGGAGGUCAGGAACCUGCAGCUGGAUGAGCUUGAACUGGCAUCGUUGCGAGGUGAAGUGGAGAAGGCAGAGAUCGUGUUGAACUUCUUGAAAAGGAAAGGACAUGGGAGUCUCUCUGUUUACAAGCCAAGAUUCAGUGGACUGCAUGGUGAAUCUCUUGAUUGCGGCUUCCGUUGGUCCGGAGAUGUGGUAACAAUUGAGAAGAGCUUGCUUGAACAGUCAAACAGUCGCUAUGAGCUUCAAGGGGAGUAUGUGCUUCCAGGUACUUCACGAUCCUCCAGCGCUGAGAAUCAGACUGCAGCCUUCUUUCCAAAGGUGAUGGCAGGUGCUGACCAUCUCAAGUGGAUUAGCACAUGUGGAAGAUGGCGAAUCCGUCUGGAUGUGCCACGAGCCGAGGUGGCCGAGAUGCUUCCUGCUGCCCGUCUGCUUUCCAGGAGCAGAGACCCUGCUGUUGUUAUCAGGUCAAAGGAACUUUUCUUUGAAGGAGUGAAGAAUGCUGGUUUUAAGGCGAAGAGCUUGAAGGAUCAUCUUGAGCAUGUUCAGAAAUCCAAGGUCUACAAUCAACCUGAUGAAUCAACAGAGCCAAUCCCUCUGCCUGGGCUAGCAGAAUUGAAGGGACGAUGGCGUGGAACAUUGGAAGCAAGUGGUGGAGGGAAUGGUGACACAACGGCUGAUUUCAAUUUGAGUGGUGAGCACUGGGAAUGGGGCACGUACAAGAUGGACAUGGUGACAGCUGUUGGCGGAUAUAAGUGCGAUGAGGGGCUUACUCUUGAGAAACUUCUAAUAAAGAAGGAGGAUGCAACUCUGCAUGCAGAUGGGAUACUAUUUGGUCCAAAACCAAACCUUCAGUUUGCUGUGCUCAACUUCCCUGUCGAUCUGGUGCCCCCGUUGCUGCAUGCUGUGAAGUCUUCAUCUCCAGAGUCGAUUCCUACCCCACCUUCAUCUGCCCCACGCUCCCUUCCGAUGAAAGGCAUUCUGCAUAUGGAAGGAGAGCUCAGUGGCUCACUUCGAAAGCCCCAGUGUGAGGUGGUGAUUCGGCUGCAUGAUGGAUCUAUUGGCGGCAUCAACCUAGGGCGUGCUGAGGUUGCUGCAUCCAUAACUUCCACAAACCGACUGGCAUUUUACGCUAUUUUGAAGCCAGCACUGGAUGGGGGUUAUGUUCGGGCCGGAGGGAGUGUACCUCUAAGAGUGGAGGAAAGCAAUGGGGGUGAGGAGGAGGAAGAGUGGGAGGAUGGUGGGAGGGAAAGGGAAAGGGAUCGGAAAAGGGAAGAACAGAGGGACAGAGAAAAGGUAAGGGAGAGGGAACGAGAAAAGGAGCGGGAGCGGGAAAAGAAGCGGGAGAGUGCAAAUGAGGAUGAAGAAGGCAGUGAGAUCAAUGAGGAGGAAAGGGGCAGCCGGUUGAUGGAAUGCUUGAGGAAGUUGGACAGGGAAGGAUUUGAAAAAGGUGAACUUGAAAUUGACGUUGCUGUGAAGGAUGGGGGGAUGAUGCUCCUGACGGCUGUGUCUCCGCAGAUAAGGUGGCUACAGGGUACAGCUGCUGCCACACUGAAGGUCCGUGGUAUGAUGAGCCAUCCUAUUGUGGAUGGUAUGGCAUCAUUUAGUCGCGUGAUCAUCUCAUCACCUGUACUUCCUCGACCUCUUUCCAAUCUUGGUGGAACAGUGCGCAUUGAGAAAAGCCAUGUGUUUGUUGAUUCCAUGGAAGGACGUGUUGGGCGGAGAGGGUACUUACAGAUGAAGGGAAGCUUGCCACUUCUUUGGGGCCCUGCAGGCGGGGACGGUUAUCAGCACCCAAAGGCCAUGAAGGGGGAAGGUAUAAAUAUAAGAGCGGAUGCCCUUGAAGUCAGAGCACGGAACGUGUUCAGUGGCCAGGUUGACAGUCAGAUGCGUGUUAAUGGCUGUCUUCUAGAGCCAGAAGUGACUGGAAACAUUAAGCUCAGCCGAGGAAUCGCCUACCUGUCGCAGGAAAAGGUGCCACCACAGAAUCAUGCCUCUGCCAUUGCACCCACGCAUCCUGGGGGUGGCAUAGCUUGGAUGGCUGCAGCAGGGAGUCUGAUGAAAAGUCCAAAUGCUGUUGAGGUUGUCCCAGUCCCUGAGCUUGAGGGUGCUGCGACAGGUGAGCCAGAAAGUGGAGUGGUGAAAGUGGAACCAGCCUCUCCUGUUGCUGUAAGGUUGAGAGGACUGAAGUUGCUCCUUGGACCUGAGCUGCGAAUGGUCUAUCCCGUCAUUCUGAAUUUCGCGGUUAGUGGUGAGCUGGAGCUCAAUGGAUAUGCUGAUUCACAGCAAGUGAAGCCCAAAGGAACAUUGACUUUUAUAAAUGGAGAUGUCAACCUUGUGGCCACUCAGUUGAGAUUGAAUCGUGACCAUCCCAACCGGGCGAAGUUUGAACCAGAACAGGGCUUGGACCCAACACUUGACCUGAAGCUGGUGGGCGCUGAUUGGCAGCUUAAGGUUCAAGGGCGAGCAAGGAAUUGGCAGGACAACUUGGUGAUAACCAGCACUCGAACUGGUGAAGAGGAUGCACUUACUCGCACAGAGGCUGCACGAGUGUUUGAGAGCCAGCUUGCGGAGUCAUUACUGGAGGAAGAUGGUCAACUAGCAUUCAAGAAGCUGGAGGCUGCAACUGUUGAGACAUUGAUGCCCAAGAUAGAGACAAAGGGCGAGUUUGGCCAGGCGAGGUGGAGACUGGUUUAUGCUCCACAGAUACCUAACCUGCUUUCCAUGGACCCGCUAUCCGACCCAUUCAAAUCCCUUGCCAACCUGUCACUUGGCACAGAGGUGGAAGUGCAGCUGGGAAAACAUUUGCAGGCAUCCUUUGUCCGCCAGCUUAAGGAAUCGGAGAUGGCGACCCAGUGGACUCUUCUGUAUCAGCUCAACAGUAAGCUGAGGCUCUUGUUCAGCAACACAUCUUCUGUAGAUAACCGAUUGUUAUUCGAGUAUUCUGCAUCGUCACAGUCCUGAGUGCAGUUGGGAAAACAUUUGCAGGCAUCCCUACUCCGGCAACUGAAGGAGUCGGAGAUGGCGAGGGCGAGUCAUUUGGCGACCCAGCGAAACUCUUCUACACCAGCUCAACAGUAAGUUGAGGCUCUUGAUCAGCAACACAUCUUCGGUAGGUGAUCAUUUGUUAUUCGAGUGUUCUGCAUUGUCGCAGUUCUGAGCGUAGUUGGGUUUAGGGUGUAGGGUCUGUCCGUCAAUUGAAGGAAUCGGAGAUGGCGACCCAGUGGACUCUUCCAUAUCAGCUCAACGGUAAGGUGAGGCUCUUGUUCAGCAACCCAUCUCCGGUAGGCAGUCGUUUGUUAUUCGACUAUCCUGCAUCGUCACAGUCCCGCAUGCAGUUGGGUUUAGGGUUUAGCGUCUGUCCGGCGAGUGAAGGAAUCGGAGAUAGCUACACAGUGGACUCUUCCAUAUCCGCUCAACAGUACGGUGAGGCUCUUGUUCAGCAACACAUCUUCGGUAGGCAAGCAAUCGUUUCUUAUUCGAGUAUUUUGCAUCGUCACAGUCCUGAGUGCAGUUGGCUUUAGGGUUUACGGUCUCUCCGGCAAUUGAAGGAAUCGGAGAUGGCGACACAGUGGACUCUUCCAUAUCCGCGCAACAGUAAGGUGAGGCUCUUGUUCAGCAACACAUCUUCGAUAGACUCUCUGUUGUUACGGACUAUUCUACAUCAUCACAGUCCUAAGGAAGAGGAAAGCUGAUAGAACUCCAAGUGUCGUCAUCACCGGCAGCACUCACAUCUCGCAAUGUCACAAGGCAGAACGCCUGUCGGUGAGGGUUCCAGAGGAGAGCGAGCAGCAGAGAGGGAUCGGUCGAUGUUUGCGGGAGCAACAGAGAGGGAUUGGUCGAUGUUUGCGGGAUCAGGUGGAGGCAAUAAAGGCCAGGGGCUGGAGUGAGGGGAGAUGUUGUGUGCAGUCUUUUGCAACCAGAAAGAGCAUCCAGCUCUCCUGUCGUAAAGGAGGAUGGAGCGUAAAAUUAUCGGAGAGCAGAUCAAGUGAAACUGGCUGGUGGUGGGGAAUCAAUCAAACGGGUAAUCGUCAUGACGCUUGCAUGAGGCAGGAGGGAGCAGGAGGGCUACCUUGUUCACCUUUUCGAAGUUCGUUGUCAUAUCCGUCUAUACUACUCUAUCGCGCAAAUCUGAGAGGAACAUACUAUUCUGAUAGUACUCUGGAGUCAGAUGCCAGGUGUCUGGGCUGGAAAAGCCUGUCAGGUGUUUCAGAGUAUUACUGCUCCCGGGCAUUUCUGCUUUUCAGACUGCGCUCCGCUAGUCGCGAAAAUUGGGGUGUUGACGAGUCGGAAUGGAUGGGAAGUCUGGAAAGCAUAGGCAGGCGCGCCGCUUUUGCGGCGGGCCUUGCGUCCGGUCUGUGUCAAUUGUUGUCCAUGUAGGCUUUACCAUCGCAGAGAAUAGAUCUUUCGCAUAAGGCAUGCCGUGUGCGACGAUCGCCCUUUCUGCCUGUCUCUGUGCAGUUCAUGGACGAGGGACGCAUGCUUAUGGGUGCCAUCUCUUUCUUCCAUUAGUCGAAAAGACUUGAGGAGGAUGUGUGUCGUCCAAAUGAUUUACCUGGGUACGAAUAAAGCUCUUCCGCAAUGGAGGUGUCGAUCAGUGGAGAGUGCGAGUAAACUGCAUCCAUCACACGCCUUUGUGUGAGCAUCACACGCCUUUGUGUGAGCAUGUGAGAUAGUGUGUGACUGCUUGAUGGUGACAUGCGAGCUGAUUAUGGAGAAGGAUGUGACAUCAUAAUGGAGAGGCGGAUGGCACAAAUGUCCCUGCAGCCAGGUAAGCAGGAUUUGUUUUACUGCUCUCUUUUUCUCCUUUAUUUAUCUACCCACCGUAUGUAUUCUCAGCAAUCUUCGUAUGCUGGCAGACCUCGUUGUGCUCAGGUACCGCAAUUCUAGGACGAUCCUCCCUCGCGUGCGGAAGGAAGGAAGCGUAACUGGUGCUUCUUUUGUUAUCAGUGGUCUUCUCCAGCUCCAGGUUUGGUCUUACUGUGACAAAAUCUCUCCUCUUCUCUGCCUAUUUUGAAGUCUCCUGGAUUUACCUGCGAGAGUGUGAGAUGAUGUGCCGAAAGAAGCCUAGAUCAAGUUUAAUGAACUUCAAUGAAGAGCAAAGCUUCGUUGCCAAAGCGUCUCUCUGCUUUUUCAACUGCGCUUGUCAGUUUGCCAGAGGUUCAUAAGUUCAUAUGCUGAAUUUUUAGGGCCCUUGAAUCAGGCUUGGGGAUUGCGGACAAGGAUGCAAUAGGUAGCUGGACAAAUGAAGGGUAGUGAAACUGACAUGGAGUGUUUCUCCUCCUCUCCUCCCCAAGCAAUGUUUACCCCACAGUGAGAAUUCAGUUCAUGAACUUCACGUUGCUUUAGCGCAUUUUGUUGAGACCAAAUCCCCAGUAAUGAAUCAACUUAUGACAG
This is a messenger RNA of Chara braunii, 10908 nucleotides long. NCBI's taxonomy places the organism in Eukaryota, Viridiplantae, Streptophyta, Charophyceae, Charales, Characeae. The record is from the annotation of a GenBank genome assembly.